Rhodamnia argentea is the source of this 2231-nucleotide messenger RNA. RefSeq names its product MDIS1-interacting receptor like kinase 2-like. The transcript is spliced from 2 exons. The record is from RefSeq and is a predicted model, not a curated record. Gene Ontology annotation, biological process: hormone-mediated signaling pathway. The coding region runs from base 27 to 2231 and encodes 734 amino acids. Gene Ontology annotation, molecular function: protein binding. Lineage: Eukaryota; Viridiplantae; Streptophyta; Magnoliopsida; Myrtales; Myrtaceae. Gene Ontology annotation, cellular component: plasma membrane.
AAGAAAAGCCACCCCUUUAACCUGUCAUGGCCUCGUCUCAGAAACAACUCUCCAUGUCGUUCCUCGCUUACGUCCUCCUCAUGCUCGUGCAUCAAAUGCCAUGUCUUGCUUCAUCUCGGAGCUCUUCUCUAGCGGCCAUUGUUGGUGCUAGUAACCAAACGGUAAAUGAGGAAGUGGAGGCACUCCUAACUUGGAAGUCUAACCUAGACAGCCAGAGUCGCUCUACUUUGUCUUCAUGGAAUGGAAGCAACGCUUGUUCAUGGCGCGGGAUCGGUUGCGAUCCUCUCGGCAGCAUCACGAGCUUGAACCUUUCAGAUUCUGCCAUUCGUGGUACGCUUUAUCAUCUCAAUUUCUCUCAAUUGCCCAACUUGGUCACUCUAAAGCUUGCCAAUAACUCGCUCUUCGGAAACAUCCCUCCGGGCAUUGGCAAUCUUACCAAGCUUACUUAUCUGAACAUGCUUCAAAACAACCUUUCGGGAAACAUUCCAACUCAAUUCUGGUCAUUAGGAUCUUUGCAAAUUUUGGAUUUGAGUCAUAAUAAUUUAACCGGCUCAAUUCCCAAUCAAAUAAGUAGUUUGACCAACUUGUCCUUUCUAUCCUUGUCAGAUAAUAAGUUUUCUGGUUUCAUCCCUAAAGAAAUAGGAAUGCUUAAAUCUCUCAAUUAUCUCUACCUACUAAACAACCGCAUCACUGGUCCAAUUCCUUCUUCCAUUGGAAACAUGAGCAGCUUGAUGCAGUUAUGGCUUGUCAAUAAUCAACUUGUUGGGUCCAUUCCAAAGGAAAUAGGAAUGUUGGGAUCUCUCAAUGAACUUGAUUUAUCAGUCAAUGAUCUCAAUGGAUCCAUCCCCACCACUCUAGGAAAUCUAAGUAGUAUGGCAUUUCUUUACUUCUAUACCAAUCAACUUUCUGGCUCCAUACCCUCGGAAGUUGGAGGAAUGAGAUCCCUCAUAAAUUUCCAACUGCUAGAGAAUGAUUUAACAGGCCCUAUCCCGUCGUCCAUAGGGAAUUUGACCAAUCUGAAUAUCCUUCAUCUUUACCAAAAUAAGCUGUCCGGUCCUAUUCCCAAAGAAAUAGGAAUGCUCGGGUCUCUCUCUGGUCUCGUGCUUAUGGAUAACAAUUUCUCUGGCUUGAUUCCAUCCACAAUAGGUAACUUAAGCAAGCUCACAAAUCUGCAGCUAGCCAGCAACAAUUUUGUCGGCCACUUGCCCCAAGAUAUUUGCACUGGUCGAGCUCUUCAAAGUUUUUCCGGGAUGGAUAAUCACUUCACUGGUCCAAUUCCGCGAGGCCUCAGAAACUGCACUAGUUUGAUUAGAGUCAGGCUCGAGGACAAUCAGCUCAAGGGAAAUAUAUCGGAGGGUCUCGGCACAUACCCUUACUUAGUUUAUCUUGGGUUGAGCAACAAUGAACUUUACGGUGAGCUACCCCCUAGACUGGGUGAGUAUAGCAAUUUGACAAGCCUGAACAUCUCCAACAAUCGAAUCUCAGGUGUGAUACCUUUUGAGGUUGGCAACAUAACCCGAUUACAUAGACUUGACCUCUCUUCAAAUAGCCUUGUUGGAGAAAUUCCAAAAGACCUAGGAAAAUUGACGUCUCUUCUAGAGCUUUCACUCUAUGACAAUCAUCUUGUAGGCAACAUCCCUCAAGAACUUGGAACAUUGUCCGAUCUGUCAAACAUUAACAUCGCCGGAAAUAACCUGAGUGGCUCAAUUCCCAGGCAACUUGGGGAGUGUUCGAAUCUUCAGUUUUUGAUUUUAAGUAGAAAUGGUCUUGACAGAAGCAUUCCCAUCGAGAUUAGCAAUCUUCAAUCUCUUCAAAUUCUCGAUCUGAGUCAAAAUUUGCUUACGGGAGAAAUACCUGGACAACUUGGGCUAUUGCACAAAUUGGAGACACUCAAUCUCUCACGUAAUCAGCUCUCAGGUUCCAUUGCGUCGACCUUUGAUGAUAUGGCAAGCUUGACGUCAAUUGACAUAUCGUACAAUGAGUUAGAGGGUGCCUUAGCAGACCUUCCAGCCUUUCGUAACGCUACAAUUGAAGUUGUGAGAGGAAACAAAGGCUUAUGUGGAGUUAUUGCUGGUCUCAAUCCAUGUGCAACGACAAGGUCCAAAGGAAAAAACCAACAACAAAAAGCUGCUGCUGAUAUUGGUUCCAACUUUAGCUUGCCUACUCUCUUUGUUUCUUGUUGUGGGAGGUUUGAGUAUCGUACGCCGAAGAGUAAGGAAAACAGAGGCUAG